GGCAGGCGGCGCUGCUGCCGCGAGCGGGGCCCGGAGCCUCGGGCGGCGGGGGGCUUCGCCGGCCCUCAGUGAGCACCCGGCAGCGCGGUGCCUGCCUCCUUCCUGAAGCGUAGCGGCGAGAAAGGCAGGGGAAGUGCGGUAUUUAUUUCUGUGGGGCCUCGCUCCGCCCCGCGGCCCCCAACGAGGGGCAGGACCCAGGGCACGGCUGGCCGCAGCCUCGCCUCGCCUCGCGCCGUGCCGGGCGCUGGAUGCCAGCCCCGCCGCGCUGCCGCGAGCCCGGCGGCGGCGGCUGGGCGUUUGGAGGUGUGCGCGUGUGCUUAACCCCUUCUUGGCUCCUCGGACUUGUACCAUGCUGAAGGUCCUCACCAAAAAGCUCAGGAACCAGACUUUGAACGAAAUUCAGCCUUUCCAGCUAAAGAUCUCCUACCCCCCAAGUGAUGAGGACAGCGAUGACUCUGAGGGAGAGAACCAGGAACUUGUUCAAAUCGACAGAGAGAGAAGACGGAAUUGUACCUUGACCCCUCUGGCCACCAACCAGCUACAGAAUCAGGAGAACCAAUGCUGCAAGGUCCGGGCUCUUCUCCAUGCCAGCCUGGAUCGCCACAGCUCGGAAGAGGAGCUGGAGCGCAUCAACCGAGAGUUUGCCGCUGAGAAGCGGAAGUGGUCCCAGGUCAGCAGGCUUGCAUGCUGCAGUGACAGCAACAACACCUCCUCCAGUGACGAAGAAGUGAAGAACUUGUGUGCCAUGUCCUUCCAGCCUGUUGCAGAGCAGGCUGAUGGUCUGCAUGCAAGCCCAAGCCCUGUGCUGUUCAGUGCCUCCCCUCCCAAGAGACUCCAGCCUCUGGUGCGCAACCCAGCCUCUAGACCUUUAAUCCUGACGAGUGUUGGGGCAGGCCUUGAGCAAGUCAUGCCAUGUAAGAGACAUCGGCAAGGAUAUGGGGAUAAGAUCUGCAGGCCCAGCCUUGACCUGGAAAAAAUGCAGCAGGAGACAUUCAGAAGGUUGGCAAGAGUGAUGUGUCUCCUGUGCUGGUGUUCACAGAUCUGUGGAAGUACUGAAGCUCUUGAGCACUGAAGCGUGUGGGUAAAAGAACUGGUUGCAUCACUUCUCAUGUCAGAGAGGAUUCUGUGUUGUGCCACAUGCAGCCAUGAGGGUGUGGACAGAGGGGAUGCAGUGGGAUAUCAAAGUCCAUGAGUGCUCAUCACCAGCAAUGAACGAAGCUACCUACUUAGAAGGAUGGACAAAGAACCAGGCAAAGAAUGUGGGCUCCAAUGAAAUCCUUGCAAGCUGCUCACAUUGGUACAGGCCCAGGCCUGCUAUAUAAGAGUUGGUAGAUCAAGCUCCAUCACAAGCUUGGAGUUGUGUCCCAGAAAUGGCACCCAAAGCCCCGUGUGCUGUUCAGUGCUGUGCUGCAAGGAAGGUGUGGGCUGGGACUGAUGCACUGGGAUGUGGUUCACAUCAUAGGCAGGCAGAAUGUUCUGUAAGCACAGUGGUUAAUUACACAUUUUAUAAAUGGCUUAACUCCUUGGAGUAAGAGGCCUUUAUCCUGCUAGCUAGCCAGCCAUUUCAGGGUGUUUACUUGUCACUACUGUGUAUGUGAGGCUCAACAGGGAGCAGGAGAACAGGGGGACAGGUAGAUAAGGUUGGAAAACUUGAGAAUGGUUGGGUUACUUCAUCACUUCUUUCUGUAGAGACUAAGGUUCUACUACUGCAAUUUCCAAGAUGUUUACAAAGGAAAAAAAAGUCUAUCUGGUCUGUUAAUCAUCUUCUGACCUGUGAUUUCUAAUAUAGUACUUAUGUAAAAUUAUGUUCACAUGUCCUUGCAAACAAAUGGGAUCUCACAAAUAAGCAUAGUCAUGAAGGAAGAAGAUGCUGAAAUAACUGUGCUGACAUGACGUGCACGUGUUGGUCAGAAUAGGAAGAAAUGGGACUCUGUAACCUGUGUUCAGACUCUGUGGAGCCUGAACCAGCUCCAUGGCUUGGGAUGUAUGCUUGUUUGUUUCUUUGAGGCAGGUUUGUUUUGACUUCUCAGAGCUAUUUUUGCAGUCAGUCUGCAUUUGGCUUGUUCAGAGCUUCUCUGCCGUCCACAAAUUCAAGUUUUCAUCUGAAGAUAUGACCUUGCGUAUUUUCUGUUUAAGGUUGUCUCUGUGUGUGCUGUUGGCAGCACUGGCUUGAACCCAACGCAAGGGUUCCCAAGGAGUGGUAUCCUUUGCUGUGCUCAGCUGGUGAGAUGAUGGGAGGUGAUUCUAAAUCACCUUUGGAAUUUCCAUUAUAAAGAACAGGCUAUGUGUGCCAUCAGUGCCACUUGAGAUAGUUUAGAGCAGUGAGUGUAUCCUGUGUUGCUCUGCUUUGAGGAGCUCCACUAAGAGCAAUCUUCUGUCUGAGAAUUUAUGGUGCUGAUGUGUGUUUUGGGUUCUGCCCAGACAAACCCACUGAUCUCCAUUGGCCAUCUUCUGGUGGGUUAGAGCUGAAUACAGUAUUUUUCUUACACCUCCGGAAAAGUGCCUUUGCCUUAAAGGGUAUAGUUAGCCAGGUUUGGGAGCUGGUGAGCAGGCAUUCAAAGUCAUGUAUCCUUGUAACCACAGAUACCUGAUAUCACCAUCUAAAACAUUCAGGUUCGCUUUCAAUUUGUGAAGGAAUUGGCUUAAAAAGAGAGCCCCAAAGCAGUUGUGAGCUCGUUUUGUUUUGUUUUUUUGUUUGCUCUCCACGUGUACAACUCUGCUUUCAUCUGCUGGGCAGAACCUGUGAGAGUGAGCACCCUUCUCAAAACCUGCUGCCCCAGAUGUUCAGGCUGUUGGCUGGCUGGUGUGUGGGGGACCCUGUGACUGGCCUGUGAAACCACAGAACCUUUGGAUGGAGGACACAGUCAUGUUCUCAGUUAGCUGAGGGUGCUGGUAGAGCGUCAGGGACACCCUCUGGUGUGCCUGUGUCCCUUGGGGUUGGAAUGGCCCUCUCUGAGUAUUCUUCCUCUUUGUGUCUUUGCAAUGUCACGUCUGACAAGUCUGUACCUUUCACUGAUUUUUCUUGCAUUUUAUUUCUUUCCCAGGCUAUACAGCUGUAGGAUUUUUCAGAGCCCUCUCUGUGUCUUCCUGCUCACAGGAAACUGUUUACUCUAUAGCCUGACUUGUGCUAAUGUUUUAACCCCUUCUUGGUGCACUGGGGAGGCAGGAUUUGAACAGUGAGCAUCAGGAGGUGCUGAGGUUGCUUGUUUUGAGCUCCUAGUGCUGCUGCAGGAGGCAGACUGCCUUCUGCCCUCACUCUGCCUAUGGCAAAACUCUGUGGGGAGGGAGGGCUUUGGAGUUGUGUCCAAGACAAGGCUCUGGUUAAUGGUCACAAGUUGGAACUGCAAAAGUGAAACAAAGUACAGAGACAUCAGAUGAUAUGUUAGACGACUGGAUGUUCCCCAUGGACAGCUUUGAAGCCAAAGCUGGGAGUGAAGGGAGGAAACGGUCACGUUGGCAACCCUGAAUUUAAAUCCUGUGAGCUUUUUCUCAGGAGCUACUACAGCUGCCAGAUGUGAAACCAAACCCUUCCUCCCCUCCUAAGCUCUAGUGAGGAGGAGCAGUGAACCCAGCGUUUAAGCUGUGGUAGCUUUGGUGUGUAGGGGUGAGUGAUAGGAAAUUAGUGAAUCCUGCCCCUUCUUAAUAUUUUUGUUACUCCACAGGUGCUGGAGUUUUUGGUCAGGUCCAUUUCCUGAACAAAUGGAGUUCUGCAUUUUUUUUUUUUUUUUCAGGCCUCAAAGAAAACUCAGCAAGGGAUUUGGGAUUGGCGAGGAGUGAAUAGAUGAACCAUCUGAUGUACCCUGCAGAUCAGCAGACUCAGACUCUGCCAGACCAGCAGGGGAAGUGGCAGCUGAGCCAGAGAUGCUCUGUAUAGAGUGUUCCAUUCCCCUAUCCCAGUAUCCCCUAUCCAUUCAAAUCAAAGGGCUAGUGGUGGAAGUGCCAGGGCAAACCUGGCUUACAGAUCCCUAUUUAGGGAGUCAGGGCUUCCAUAUAGAUCCAGAGCAUAUUUAGAAAUCAUAUGCCACAAAGAUGACCAAGGAACAGUAGAAAACCAGAGUCAUCUACAGACAGGCAAGAAGUCUGUUUGUGUAGGCCAUAAUUGUGUAAGUAGGUUACAGUGUUUGCAUUAGCUGUGGCUCUAGUGUGAUAUUCAGGGAGAGCUUCAAAGAGCAGAUUGUAAGCAGAAUAAUGUUAUCUGCUCCCUGGGCCUUGGGAGUGGUGGGAAUUCAGUUGUUCUGCCAGGUGGCAGACCUUGCUGGCCAGGCUUUGACUCAGAUCCUUCUGCAGCAGGCAUUACCCUGAGCAUUAGGUGCCACUCCAUUGCAAUCAUUUGUGCAUCUUUCCCAAUUUAGAUUUGACUGGUUUGCUCUUGUUUAGAGAGUGAUCUGUCGUGGGAAGAUGUACUGUACCUGCAGUUAAAACUGACUUGUGAUUCAGGGCCAUUUCAUAUUUGCUGUCAGUUCUCACCCAUUGGUCUUAGUAGUGGCAGCCCAGUGCCUCCCAGUAACGCACCAAAUAAAGUGACUAAUGGCAUCAUGCUGUAGGGGAUUUUGUGACCACUCUGUUUUUUUGAGGGUUUUUUUUUGUGUGAUUUUCAUGGUGUAUGAUCCUUGACAAGUCCCCCAUAGUACACAUUUUUGUGAGGUUUUUUUUUUUUUUUAGUUUGAAUUUGUUCUUAGCAAUCACUUGGUAAUCAGCAUUUUCUCUGUAUAGAGGCACUAAGCAGUCAGUGUUUACACUAAAAUAGAGGCAUUGGGUUCAUACUGUUUGCUGGCCAGGGGUGUUGCCUGAAAAACUGGGGCUCCUCCAUCUGUUAGAAAUGGGAGCUGUUUAUAAUGAUGUUCACAGACCAAAUGUGUUAAUGUUUUGAAGGAGUUUCAGCUUGAAGAUAAGUGUGGCAAAAAAAAAUUAAAAUGUUUUAGUGACUAAUUCCAUGGAAUAUGAAAUAGAAACAACUUUCUAGAAAGUUCAGAGGCUUUUCAGGAUAUUCCAAAAUAUUACACAAAAUUUACAGCCUUUGGAUGCUGGAGUUUGUUUUUGUAGGAAGAGCCUGCUGGCCAAACCGCUUGGGUUGACUUGUAUUUUAGAGUGCUCUGAGGCUGCUUAACUUCUGGUGGAGCAGUGUCCAGUUUCUGACAGAUUUUAGUUAUGAUUUAAGGCUGUAGCUGAAAUGGAUCUUUCCUAAUGCUGCCCAGCUGCAGGGAUGGGGUGGGACCUUUGUGGUAGUCUUGCACGUGUGGGUACUGCCUUGGUACACGGCAUCCCUGGUUGAAGGCUGCACAGGGGGUAAUACGUAUGCAGAGCAACCUCAGGUGACAGCUGGGAAGGCCUUGCCCCCUUGUUUCUCUGCUGAUUAAAGUCACGUGUGCCCGGGAGUCUGAACACUCCAAUUGCAAGAUAGCUGAGUCGUGCACCUGGUGGUGCCUGCAUGUCCCUGUGCUAUACCCCUGACUCCAGGCUGCAGCCAGCUGGAGUUGCUUUCCUCUACAGCUAUACAGCCAAUGACCUACCCUUUUUUCUUGCAGCUCUUAUACUGCAGAGUUAAGAGGUGAUACUCAUCCCAUAGCAGCACUGCUCAGUGCCAAGGAAUUUAAAUAAAAAGCCUGACAUCAGCCUCUAAAACAGCUUAAAAAGUCUUCUGCUUGCUGUCUUCCUAAGCUGAUCAGAAUGGAAGACCUGGCUUUGUAUUUGAAGGCACCUGUUACCCUAUAAGAGAAAUGAAAGUAGCUGUAUUUUGGUUCCCUUGCUACCUGGGCCAGUGGCUCAGCACCACUUACUUGGAUGGGACAUGCCUGCCCUUGUCAGUGGUGGGUUUGUGAAGAGGUGGCUGGAGCUGUUGUAUAAAGGACACGUCAGAAGCUUCAGUCUUGCUGCUGGGCUCAGCGUGGGGCACGUGGGGUUUCAUGCCUCACUUAUAGGAACAUUACUAUUGGGAGUAGCCAGUCCCUUUCUUUUAAUUCAGGAGCCUCUUGCCCCUGUGGCCCAUUGGGCUGGCCGCUCUGUGCCAUAUGGUGGACGGGGGCGGGUGGCAGGCACUUUGCUCAGGAUCUGAACACCCUCUGCCCACCACAGGUGCACCCCAGCCUUGCACCUUAAAUUUCCUCGGGCAUGGCAGGCAGAGUACAGCCAAAACUUGGCUUUGGGGCUGCUGGAGAGGAGGUUGAGCAGGCUCCCAACUCUUGCACACCUUCCCAGGAGAAAGGGCCAUAAGAUGCGCUACUCUGGCCACCUUGGUGCCUUCACCUGCUGUGGCACUGGGCUGAGCUCAUGCAGUGUUGCUUCUGCACUGGUGUCUACUUCACCUCCUGUCACAAGAAGCAUGCUGUUACCAUUUCUGCCCUUCCCUUCUCAGGUCACAAGGCUGUUUUGUUGAGUUUCUGUUGGUUUUGGUCUUUCAUGGACAAACCAUUGCUGGGCAUGGUUUCCUGUACUCCUUCUAUCUCAGCCUUCUGCUCUGUCCUCAAGAGUGCAGUUUAUGCGUGUUGUAAUGUUUCCUGGGGCUUUGUAGUUUUUCCUGUUUCAGUUCUUUUUUCCAAACGAAGCCACAUCAUCUGUCUGUUUCUAUAUUUACGUUCUUUGUGAUAGACACUCAAGCUUUGAUUGCUUUGUUGUUCCUUCUGCUUAAUGUUCUUCCAGAAGCCUGGUUUGAAGUUAAAUUGUAGCAAACUUGCUAAACACAGUCUUAUUUUGUUACUGCUUUGAAAUCGUUUCAGUAAAGAAGUGAAAAGUCGGAACAAGGUGAUUGCAUAUCAAUAUAUGGAGUUUGAAGUGUGCUGAUUUAAUGUAAAUUAAAUGAUGGGUUAACUUGCACUGAAAGUUUCUAAGCACUCUUCCACCAAAUCAACUAAAACUGGUGUGGAAAAAUAAUAUUUAAGCUGUAUCCAACAGCUUACAGGCCCUUAGGUUUAAAGCUGCAACCAGGUAAUGAAAUAUAAUAAUGAAUGAUAAUAAUUAAAAAAAAAUAAAUAGAAUUAGGUAGGCAACAGAACUGUUGUCCUGUGAAGAUAAUAAAAAUGAAACCAUUAUAAAAACAGAAAUGUGCAUAUAAAAAGGAGGUGUGAGGUGAAAGGUGUUUACUAAUAUACAGGUUGACACUUUGCACUGUACACUGAUUCCAGCAAUUGACCAGGCUCCUAAAUCUUUGAAAAUUAAGCUCUGGUACCUGAUUUUGAACUGUCUAUAGCCAGCGUCAUAAAUAUUUAUUUUGAACCUCAGUAGCAUGACAUAAAUUCCCCUUUCUUGAGGAUUGCACUGUUCCUAGAAGGAUCUUGCAGUAACGAUAUCUAUACGCUUUGUUUGCUAAUAUAUCUUACAGUCAUUUGUGAUGCUGCACUUUGUAUAAGCAGUGACGUCUGUGCAGCACUUGCUGUCUGGCUUAGGUUUGUGACUGUUCAAACUGAUGUUAGAGGGCUCCAGUUAGGCACUGCUGCCUAACUGGAGAUUUUUCCUGAAAUGAGGCUGAAUGAGAGCGCUGUGCUCUUCGUGGGGCAGGGGUGGUGGUUCGUCUCUGGUGUCAGUGUGGUAUUUUGAUGUGGCGGUGACAUGCCACGAAGCUGUGCGUACCAGUUCAAGGGCUCAUUACAGUGUGUUAUUCUGUAAAUACAUAACCCUCAAAGUGAUCGUUUCCAAUUCCUGCAGCUUCAUUUUAGAUCCAGAUCCAAGAGGGAGGGAGUUGCUGGGUUAUGAGCAGAGAGCAUUUGUGUAACAGGAGGUGGAAUGGGUGGGAGGGUUCUUAGCCUGGACUGAUUCUGCUGUUUUCUGGGACUUUAACCCUAAUAUGUUCCAAUUCAAAUGUGUUUUUAGAGUGAAGCGUUAACUCCUAUGCCUUCAAAAAAAAAAAAAAAAAACUUUCCACAUUUCCUUAGCCAUGUCAUUUCCUUCUUUUAAGCAGAAACAACGGCAGAUCAUAAAACAAACUUUCCACCAUGUGAGUAAUAGUGCUCCCAGGUUGUAGGUUUCAGCUCUGAUGCCAACGCUUCUGUCUGAGACCAGCAGGAGGGACUUUAAUUGAAGUAAAGAGGCUGAGCCUCUCUUCUUUCUUCCAUUUCUUUUAUUGCAGGUGGAACAAAGAAUCUCAGAAACCAAACCCUACAAUUUAUUCUCAGCUCUGCUACUAAUAUUCUCCAUGACCUUCAGCAAAUCUCUGCUCUUCUCCUUGUCAUAGCUCUUGAAAAGUGAGGAAACAAAACUGCUCUUCGAGAUUGGCCUGGGAGUUAGGAAUAAUCCCAGGGUUACUAAGCUGAUUAAUAAAGUGAAUGUGUCACCUUUUUUAUGGGCUGUUCUCCCUGGCUGUAGGCUACUGCAAGUCAUGUAGCCAAAUAAAUGUUAUUUCAGCUCUGCCUGUAUCUAUGUAAAUAGGAGUUAAUGAGUUGCUUUGUCUCAUGGCCAGCUCCAAAGGGAGGAUGAGGAGAGGCUGCUGUGGAAAGUCCCCAGAUGUUGCUAGGCACUAUAGCUUUGCAGCUUCCUUCUCCAAAACUCUGCUCAGGUUUGGCAAGGGGAGGGAAAACCAACUGAUGGAAAGCCCUACAAAAAUGCAUUGCUUACAUUUUGUAAAGCAUGACUUUACUGUGCUGGGCACAGAGAGUGUGUGGCUGCAAGUGAGGUGGAAGCAAUUUGGUUAGAUAGAAAAAUAUUCAGUAACUGGCCUUCUGUUUAUUCAUUCUCAGCUGCAGGAUCACGUGGCUUGCUUGUUCUCUUUCCCUUCUGUUCCUCCUCCUGGUGUUUAUUUUUUUGUUGUUGUUUUUGUUUUGUUUUUUGUUUUUUGUUUUUUGCUUCUGACUGACUCUCUUGGACUCUUGCAGUGAAGCUGGAGGAGUGCAGCAUCAGUGGUCUUGCCAUGCUUCCAAUUUAAGUAGUAACAGGAAAACCCAAUUAUUCCAGAGGGUUUCUUCUGCUGAGGUUUGUGCUCCACAUUUACAAACUGCAGAUGAGGGGGUGUCAUAUUUGGAUUUUAGUAUCAAGUCUAUCAAAUAGUACAGUGGAGAUUACAACUAACACAAACUGUUUUGUAGAGCAUCUUGCUCUUACUACAAAAUGCAACAUCCUUGAACCGUAGCAAAUAGCGUUAAGAUCCUUUUACCAUUAAGGCUUGGCAUGACAGCAUCAGUGAAAAGAGCACCUCUGUUUCCUGCCAGAAGUGUAGGACUUCAGAUACAGCUGAGCACUUGAAUUCCUCCUAGUAAAGUCUGGCUGGUUGUCAUCCACCCACAGCUUGUUCAGACUUUUCAGUCAGUCUUUGUCAUCUCUUCUAAAAGGUGUAAUUACUAUCUCUGUUGUUCCUCUCUAGUUGUCCUAAUAUGAGGCCAGGAUGAAUAUAUUUAAGGUUUUGUUGCCUCUGCUAAUGUGUAGUUGGGAAAAUAGUGAGUUUUGUGGCACCCUCAUGGAGUCAUAAGGGGACCAGAGUAUGGGACCUUGCUAGAUAUUGGGUUAGGCUGGAAAGUAUUGUGCUUUUCCCCUUUCAGCAGAGGAUCCCAUGGUGCUUCUGAGGCACUGCAGAAUGCAGUGUCACUGCCUUGCUCCUCCAUCCUUGGGGAUUCACCCAAGUACUAUGAAGCUGAGCUUUACAGUUGUCUGAAGAAGCAGAGAGUCUACACAACCACACAGGUUUUCCAACUUGUAGUUAAAUGGGUAUGGCAUGAUAUGUCCUGCUGUAACAGUGUUCCUCCCUCAAAUAGUAGGGAUUGGCAGCAUGAGUUCCAAUUCUCACUUUCAUUACCUGACUCCACUUUCUCUUGCACAUUUUAUCCCACCAAUGGGCUUGUGGCUUUUGUUAUCUAGCCUACCUGGUUUGUGCAGAGACAUGUUGAGUCCUUUCUGGUUAGAAAAUCUGGGUCUGUGCUGACAUGGCAGCCUAUGCUUCCAAGUCAGACUGAGAGGCAGAGGUAUUGGGUGUGGCCACAAAUGAGCCCUCUGAUGAUUAACAGAAGUAAGAUUGGGAUUUAUCUGCAAAAGCGUUAAAAGAAAAAUUGCAGAAAUCAUUGCAGCACUUACCUUUGCUCCUGUGGAUGUUUGUACUUUCCUCAGACCCCAAAGUACACAUGCACAGGCUUCAAGAUAUGUUGCAGAGUCCUUCUCUUUGCCAGACAUACGGGUGUGCACUGUGUGCUGAGGGUUGGAUUUUGGAUCUGAGUGUGGUGUGUAGAAAUGUGGAUUUCCAGCCCCCUUUCCAGCUUAGGGAAGGGUGUGUAGAUUAGCUCUGCAAAGAUAUAUUUGUGGAGCAUAGAAUGGCAGAAGCUGUUGGAGGAGUGGGAUUUCUACUGCACAAGUACCUUCUAUGGAAAAAAGUGUUUGUUCUUCUUGGCACUGUUGUUGGGUUUUUUGGUUUUUUUUUUUCUGAAUUUGGAGGUGGGAGUGCAUAUA
Messenger RNA from Phasianus colchicus (ring-necked pheasant), 10359 nucleotides. RefSeq lists its product as uncharacterized. NCBI's taxonomy places the organism in Eukaryota, Metazoa, Chordata, Aves, Galliformes, Phasianidae. The record is from RefSeq and is a predicted model, not a curated record.